This is a messenger RNA of Durusdinium trenchii, 3831 nucleotides long. The record is from the annotation of a GenBank genome assembly. NCBI's taxonomy places the organism in Eukaryota, Dinophyceae, Suessiales, Symbiodiniaceae.
GGCUCAAAGUCCCAGCAGCGGGUCGACUCUACCGGCCCUGCUGUGGGAAACCAGGAAGCUGCAGCCAUGUGGCUGGCGAUAAUGAAGUUCUUGGCGCUGCAGACCCUGGUUUGGGGCGCCAAGAUCCGACGUGGAAAGGUCCCGGGCUACCUGCAAAUUAAGCUCAAGGCAGAGUCCUUCGUGGACCCAUUGACCACCGUCGGUGAGUUCGGUGGCGCCAAGCUCUUCGACUCUGGUGGCGAGUGCAUCAGCUGCAAGUCGCCCAUGAUGUGGUCGUUGGAAGCCACGCCAAGCAAGAAGGGCACUGUGAAUUCCAAUGUGGUUCCAGGGCAGAACAUCAGCUUCCCGGUGAAUGAGAACUCAGCCUAUGAUGUCAUGCUUGAUAUCCCGCUGAGUGCCUUGGAGGCAAAGGUGGACUUUAGCCUGCAGAUUCUCUCCUCCGUCGCAGCGUCAGGCACAAAUAGCCCGGAGGAGCAGGGGCGGCAGGUGAAGAGUUGGUCCGUGUCCCUGUUGCUUCAUUCGACGCAGCAGAAGGCAUUUGUCAAAACCGGGGUCACUCUGAGCGGCGACUUCAGCCAUGCGCUGAUGGGCGAAAGCGACGCAGGGCUGCCGGAGGGCUCCAAGGAGUUGCAUGUUCCGUCCUGCCUCCGGCCUGACACUUCGAACUACACUGUGACGGAGCUGAGCAUCACAAUGAAGCGCUUCGCCGUCACGGUGGCCUGUGCUGCCGGCUACAAAGGCCAAGGCUCUGCCAACAUUUGCCUCAAAGCAGGAGAGGCGUACUCGCUGGCCGGGUGCAUCUCCGAAGCUUGCGCAGCGCCCUCCGACGUCACUGGCUACAAGGUGAACCAGGCGAGCGCCGAGAUCACCAGCUUCAGCGUCCACGCAGAGUGCGAGGAGGGCUAUGCUGGGACGGCGCUGGUCUCGAAGUGCUCCAAAGAUGGAGAAGCCUAUGGCCUGAGCGGCUGUGUCUAUGUGCCGACCACCACCACCACCAGCACUACAACGACCACGGUGACCACCACAAGUACCACCACAGAAACAACCACAGUGACGUCAACGACAACUAAAACCACAACGACCACCAGCACUUCAACCAAGACAUCGACAACAACGAGCACCUCGACCACCACCACCUCAACCACAACGAAGACCUCCACCAUCACAUCAACGACCACUUCCACCACGACCACCAGCACUACCACUGCAACCACGACGACCACAACCUCCACGAUCACCUCGACUUCCACCACGACAACCUCAACGAGCACAGUGACUUCAACCACAACCACCGUUACAGUGACAACUACCACGACGACCACGUCGACACACACCUCGACAACCACCACUUCGACAAUCACAUCGACGACUACGACGACGACAAAGACCAGCACGACCACUGUAACUACUACAACUACAACUGUGACGUCAACCACCACAGUCACGUCAACCACAGUUACAGAGACCCAAACCAGCACGACCACCACAACAUCUACGACAACAGUCACCUCCACGAGCACAACGACCACAAGCACCAGUACUGUUACCACCACGACAACGACCACCACAACUUCUACCAUUACCAGCACCACAACCUCCACCAUUACAGAAACCAGCACAAGUACCACUACGACCAGCACUACCACCGUGACGACCACCACCACCACCUCAACACAGACGACCACUUCGACCACCACGACCAGCACCUCCACAACAACGACCUCAACUUCAACCACCACCAAGACCACCACCACCGUGACUAGCACUGUGACUUCAACCACAACCACAACAACUGAGACCUCCACAACAACUGCUACCACCACCAGUACUGUCACCAGUACCACCACCAGCACCGAGACCAUGACAUCCACGACUACCACAGUGUCCACCACAACCCUCACGGCCACCAGCACGAGCACGGUCACCAGCACCACAACCACGACAGAGACGAAAACGAGCACCAGCACCAGCACUAGUACAGUGACGUCGACGAGCACCAUAACAGAGACUGAGACCAGCACCAGUACCAAGACUUCGACGUCCACAACUACUGCAACCACCACCACAGUGACAAGCACGACCACCACCACGCAGACAUCCACGGUGACCAGCACCUCAACUGAAACAUCCACAGCCACAAAGACCUCGACAAGCACAUCCACCACUACCACCACGACAGAAACAACCACCAGCACAACCACUACCUCAACCUCCACAAGCACAGAGACAACCACUAGCACAACGACCACAAGCACUUCAACAAGCACCACACAAACAUCAACCAGCACAAAGACGACGACCACGGAAACCACUACAAGCACCACAACAACAUCAACCUCAACACUCACCACCACUGCUACCAGCACCACCACUACUUCUACAAGCACAUCCACCACCACAACAUCCACAUCGACAACCACUGCUACAACCACAACGUCCACCUCAACCAUUACUUCCACCACCACGACAUCUACAUCUACUGUCACUACAACAACAACCACUACUAGCACAAGCACCGUGACCUCAACAAGCACCACCACCACAUCAACCUCCACCAGCACAAGCACAGUAACGACAUUCCAGUCGACCACUACUACUACCAGCACAAGCACUCAGACUGAGACAUCGACGACGACAUUGACUAAGACAGAGACCAGCACGACCACAUCAACUGUGACAUCAACCACUGUUACGUCCACCACAACGACCACCUCAACCAGCACGGAGACCAGCACAACGACUUCCACCACGACCCUUACAGAGACUUCCACGACGACCAGCACAUCCACCAGCUCCACCACUUCCACGAGUACUUCCACAGAAACGAGUACAACCACAACCAGCACCAGCACAUCUACCACCACCUCGACUGAGACUUCCACCACAGUGACGAGCACUAUAACCUCCACAACGACAGAAACCAAGACAUCGACCACAACAACCUCCACCAGCACCUCCACCGUGACAAGCACAAAGACCACUACUACAACGAGCACGGAGACCUCCACCAGCACAUCAACCAGCACUUCGACCAGCACAACCACCACUUCCACAUCCACUACGACCACUAGCACCUCGACGGUGACCUCAACCACCACCACAUCCACUAGCACAGUGACCACAACGGUCACCACAACCACCAGCACAUCCACAUCCACUACUAUCACCAGUACGACCACCACCACCACUCAGGUCUUUUGCGUGGCACCCGACGAUAGCACCGGAUAUUUGAUCACCGAGAAUGAUUUGCGACACGGCACCUUUGACGUCCAGGUCUCCUGUGCCCCUGGUUUCACCGGCAUUGCCACCGCCACUGCAUGCUCGGGCAAUCAGGCACAGACAAUCUACAGCGUCUCCGGUUGCACUCCCGUGCCUGACAACUACAUUUGCAUCGCGCCAGAGGUGACGAAGGGAUAUUUGCUGACGGAAACCAACCUGCAGCUGAACAAUUUCCAGGUCCAGGUGAAAUGUGCCCCUGGAUAUAGCGGUCUCUCGACAUCAGUGGGUGUAGAUAAAAGGUUUGAUGAGGGGGCUCAGACCCAGGCAAAUGCUUAUUUUGGAGAAUUGCAAGUUCGUUGGAGUCAGGACUGCCGUUUGUUGUAGGAAAUUGAAGAGGUCAUACAAUUGUGUAGCAUUUUUUGAUGUUUUCUGUCAAUGGUUUUUUUGUGUGCAAGAUUGUGGUACGCGGCUCGGCCCAUUUAAUAAGGGAUUUGCUUGGCCAAGGAAACGCAAAAGUGGGAGCUUGCAGCGGUGACAAGACCACUUCGAUCUACAAGCUCACCGGAUGCACCUCUUGAUAAUAGACCUCCGAUGAACAAUUGGAGCCUGACA